UGCGUGCUGCGGAUCUGCAGGUGGAUAGUUUCGCUAAAUUUUUUGACACAGUUGCUUUCGCUAUUGACCAGAGUAAGCUUGAGUUGUUUGGGGUAGUCUGCUGGUCUCUGUGGAACAAUCGCAAUGAUAUAUUAUGGGAGAGUAAGAGGCAACAACCACAAAAAGUUUGCGAGAUGGCAGUUCGAUUUUUGCAGGAGUACGCUGAAGCCAUAAAACACAAAUGUGGGACGCAAGGAGGACCAAGGAGAGGGGAGAUAAAGUGGGAACCACCAGAUGAAUCACAUUUUAAGGUGAAUGUGGAUGGGGCUGUGUUCCAGCACUCCAAGGAAUUUGGUGUUGGAGCGGUGGUGCGUGAUUGUAAUGGGGAGGUAAUUGCAGCUAUGUCAUGCCGACGACAAGGGACUCUCCGAGUCGAGGCAGUGGAGGCCUAUGGCCUGCGUGGAGCGUUUCAGUGGGCAUACGAAUUGGGAUUAAGGAAGAUUAUUGUUGAGUGUGAUUGUGCGGAUGUCGUACAGUGGCUCGGGUCUCAACAUGCAGUGUUGUUAUCAGAGUUAGGGGGAGUGUUGGAGGACUGUAAAGGCUUGAUGGAUAGAUUUAACAAAUGCCGAGUGCAACAUGUUCGAAGGGCAGGGAAUCAAGUGGCUCAUGAAUUGGCACACAGAGCUGAAUAUAUUGCAGAAGACGAGUUUUGGGUUGAAGAGGUUCCUGAUCCAAUCAAAGCUUUUGUACUAAAUGACAUGGCUUAGUCUGUAUUGAUUACACCUUCCUCAUUUUUGAGACAUGAAAUAAUACUCAGUAGUAUUG
Molecule: messenger RNA, 804 nt
Organism: Rubroshorea leprosula
Lineage: Eukaryota; Viridiplantae; Streptophyta; Magnoliopsida; Malvales; Dipterocarpaceae
Source: the annotation of a GenBank genome assembly